ACACCCUCUCCACCCUCCCAAUGUCCUGCUGCAGGAUGGAGCAGACAGCUGUAGGCGUCUGUUGAUAUUCCUUGUGCUCCGUCUCUCUUCAGUUUGGUCCUGAAAGCCGGAGCUGCUUCCACUUGCAAAAAUAAAGGGUAAAAACUUCCCCCAACAUGUCUAUCCGGAGGUUUUGGAGCCCCCCAAAAACAGUGGGAGACAUCAAGAUUGUGACAGAGGAGCUGAAGAAUUUUUACUACAAGAGGCUGCUGCCGAUAGAGAAGUAUUAUUCUUUCAGUCACUUUCACUCACCGAGCUACGAGGAUGCAGACUUUGACAGUAAGCCGAUGGUGCUGGUGAUGGGUCAGUACUCUACAGGAAAAACUACAUUUAUCAGGUAUCUCAUAGAGCAGGAUUUUCCUGGCAGCAGGGUUGGACCUGAGCCAACCACUGACUGCUUCACAGCUCUCAUGCACGGAGAAAACACACAAAUCGUUCCUGGGAAUGCCCUGACAGUGGAUCCCAAGAUGCCGUUUCGCAACCUCGACCCAUUUGGGAACUCAUUUCUGAACAGGUUUCAAUGCGUCAAGACCCCAAAUCACGUCCUUGAGAGCAUCAGCAUAAUCGACACACCGGGUAUCUUAACAGCAGCAAAAAAGAAGCUUUGCCGAGGCUAUGACUUUCCAGCAGUGCUGCGCUGGUUUGCAGAGCGAGUGGAUCGGAUCAUCCUGCUGUUUGACGCUCAUAAACUGGACUUCUCUGAUGAGCUCACUCGGGCCUUUGGGGCCCUGUAUGGCUUUGAGGACAAGCUUCGAGUCGUUCUCAAUAAAGCUGACAGGGUGGAUUCUCAGCAGCUCAUGAGGGUGUAUGGCGCCCUCAUGUGGUCACUGGGGAAAGUGUUUCGAACCCCUGAAAUUCUGCGCGUUUAUAUCGGAUCUUUCUGGUCGGAGCCAAGGCAGACGUGUGAUCACUACCAGCUGAUAGAGCUGGAGGAGGAGGAUCUGCUGGCAGACAUAAGGAACCUGCCCCGGAACGCUGCAGUGCGCAAGCUGAACGACCUGGUAAAGAGAGCACGCCUAGUCAGGGCUCAUGCACACAUCAUCAGUUACCUGAAGCAGGAGAUGCCUACAAUCUUUUGCAAAGAGAGCAAGAAGCACAAUCUAAUCUAUCAACUUCCUGUAAUUUUCACCAAGAUCCAGCAGCAGCAUCGAGUCCCAGCUGGUGACUUCCCUGACUGCACAAAGAUGCAGGAGAAACUUUUGGGUCAGGACUUCUCAAAGUUCAAGACACUGAAACCAAGUUUAAUGGCUUCUUUGGACAAACUGCUGACCAGCGACAUAGCCAAACUGGUUCCUUUACUCCAGCCUCAGGUGGAGAGGAAGAAAUCCCUGCCUAGUGUGCUGGAUGGGGAAUUCUUGGGAACAUUCAGGCGGGACCAAUUCAGACGGGAUCCGUUUAAGGACAUCCUCAAAGACGAUGAGGGUAGCGAGACAGAUUUUGAAGAAUGGGUUGUGGAGAAAUACAAGCCCAAAUACGACGAGAUUUUUUACAACCUGAGUCCGCAUGAUGGAAAACUCAGUGGUACCAAAGUCAAGCAGUGGAUGAUGACAACGCUGCUGCCAAACUCUGUGCUUGCUCACAUCUGGAGGCUGGCCGACGUCGAUAAGGAUGGCAUGUUGGACAAUGAGGAGUUUGCACUGGCGGUCCACCUGAUUGAGGGAAAGCUGGAAGGACACUGGCUCCCCAGAGAGCUUCCGUCUCACCUGGUGCCGCCGUCCAAACGGCCAGAUACACCGAGCGAGGCAUCGGCUUAGUCUUUGUAUCAAAACAGGAUGAAAAGUUGCAAACAAACAUUUUGUACAGAACAAACAAGAACUAAACAGGUCAUAAUGGUCUCAAAUGUAUGAUCUAUGUCUACCUGUUUAUGUAUACUCUAUAUUAUUUCAUACAUACAUAACCCUCUCAGGCUCAAAAGAAGUUUUGAUAAAAAGACGAACAACUAAGUCCUUCAGCGGUAAUUCUGAGUUAAAAAAUGCUCAUGAAAUACACAUGUGGAGUAACCAGGUAGGUAGGUUUUAACGUUGCAAAUCUGCAACACCUUCCUCCAGAGGGUUAAAACAGUAAUCAUGUUAAUAUUAAAACCGUUUAAUUGUCAUUCAUACCAUCCAACAUAAUCUGCUUUAAAAAAAAUAACAUUUCAUUAACCUAGAUGGCAAAAGCGGCCAUAUAAUCCUGGAGAGCAGAAGCAAGCUCCAUACAGACGAUGGCACGGUCUGUUGUUGGGGCAACCGCACCUCCUUCUACAGUGAUUUCCAAAAAUAUCCUCUUGGGCAACCUGUUAGAGAGAAAUAUGAGAACGCCUGUCUCCCUUUAAGAAUGAGGCUUCUCAAGAAUCAUCACCCAGUUUUCUAAAACAAUGAAUUCAUUAGCAAAACUUUAAAAUCAAUAAGUCAUCAAAAAUAUUUCUAUAUUUUGUUCAUUUCUUGCUUUUUAUCAAUGUAUUGAUGGUUAAAAUCUUAAAUUUCAAUAAAAGAUUAUUUACUUUUCAAUAAAAAAUACAUAUUUAAAUG
Molecule: messenger RNA, 2549 nt
Organism: Nothobranchius furzeri (turquoise killifish)
Lineage: Eukaryota; Metazoa; Chordata; Actinopteri; Cyprinodontiformes; Nothobranchiidae
Product: EH domain-containing protein 2
Biological process (GO): endocytosis; endosomal transport
Cellular component (GO): plasma membrane; cytoplasm
Molecular function (GO): protein binding; GTP binding; calcium ion binding
Source: RefSeq, a predicted model, not a curated record